Boleophthalmus pectinirostris (great blue-spotted mudskipper) is the source of this 2283-nucleotide messenger RNA. It is a transcript of the gene pip5k1bb, whose product is annotated as phosphatidylinositol-4-phosphate 5-kinase, type I, beta b. The annotation marks the transcript as partial. Gene Ontology annotation, biological process: phosphatidylinositol metabolic process. The record is from RefSeq and is a predicted model, not a curated record. Lineage: Eukaryota; Metazoa; Chordata; Actinopteri; Gobiiformes; Gobiidae. Gene Ontology annotation, molecular function: phosphatidylinositol kinase activity. The transcript has 10 exons.
CUUGUGAAUGAGCCCCUUAUUGAGCUGACCAACCCCGGCGCCAGUGGCUCCCUCUUCUACCUGACCAGUGAUGAUGAAUUCAUCAUCAAAACCGUCCAGCACAAAGAGGCCAAGUUUCUUCAGAGAUUGUUGCCUGGAUACUACAUGAACUUGAACCAGAACCCCCGCACGCUGCUGCCAAAGUUCUACGGCCUUUACUGUAUCCAAUCAGGAGGCAUCAACAUCAGGCUGGUGGUAAUGAACAAUGUCCUGCCUCGAUCUGUGAAAAUGCACUACAAGUACGACCUGAAGGGCUCCACAUACAAAAGGAGGGCGUCCCGCAAGGAGAGAGAGAAGUCCUGUCCCACAUACAAAGACCUAGACUUUCAGGACAUGCAUGAGGAGGGCCUUUACUUCGACACAGAGACAUACAACAACCUGAUGAAGACUCUGCAGAGAGACUGUCGGGUCCUGGAGAGUUUUAAGAUCAUGGACUACAGCCUGUUGCUGGGAGUGCACGUGUUGGACCAGCACCACAGGGACAGUAGCGAGCCAGGGCAGGCAGGGGGCGAUGGCAGGAGGCCGCAGGGCCAGCGGGUGCUCUACUCCACUGCCAUGGAGUCCAUCCAGGGAGACGGCAAAGCAGCUGAAGUGCUUAGCACGGACGACACGAUGGGAGGGAUUCCAGCAAAAACACUCAAAGAAGAAAAGUUGCUGAUCUUCCUGGGAAUCAUUGACAUUCUUCAGUCGUACAGACUUAUCAAGAAGCUGGAACACUCAUGGAAAGCCCUGGUGUAUGAUGGCGAUACUGUCUCAGUGCAUCGUCCCGGGUUUUACGCCAGUCGCUUCCUCAAAUUUAUGAGCACCAGAGUGUUCAGGAAGAACCAGCCUCUACGGUUCUCCCCUUCAAAGAGAACACGCACAUCUAUCCCAGCUCUGAAGUUUUCCUCCCAGGAGAUCCUUUCAUCCCAAACAGACGAGCGGAGUGAGGAGGACCGGCUGGGAGGGGCCCGCAGCCUGGCUAGUCUAGAUGGACAAGCUGUGUUCGGGUCAUAUCGGCGCCCCGAUCUGGUACCUGUAACCCCCUCCUUUUACGACGGGUCCUCCAUGGGAACCAUCUCCACCUCCUCCAUCUUUGUCAACGUAGACAACCAAACAGAUGAAAGGGAUGAUGGUGGGUCUAGCUCCACAUUCACCCUGGAGGACAGCGCCAUCUGCCUGACAUCAGAGCAGAGCACUAUGGAUGUGGACAUGGACAGAGACGAUGGAUCAGUUCUGGAUGUCUACCUGUGAACAUACUCCUCUACAGUCUUCAGCCAAUCAUCUGACAAUCUGCAUGUCAUCAUGAAGACCACAGGGUCUUGAUUUCCAGUGCUGCUAGAUUCGUGUUGCCACUCAUUUUAGCCAAGAGAGAAAAUACUUCAGUGGACUAAAGAAAGAAGUAAUCCACAGCUGUCUGACCCUAUGUGACAUUCCGUUAUGUUGAAUGAGCAAAAAGAGCUUUUAGAGCAUGCAUUUACUCUGUGCCAUUAAGUUUUAUAUGUGUAUGUUUAUAUGGCCCAUGCAGAGGUUCAACUGUACUGUAACUGUUACAGUAUGCAUUUCUUAUCGUUUUCCUGCUGACCUUAGAGGAAUGAAAGACACUUUAGAGUUUACAGCUGCUUUCAUCAUUGGUCCACAAAAGUUUACAGUAAUUUGAUGAUCAUCUUGGCCUCUGCGCAAGACAGGACCAGGAGAGACAUGCCUGAUAAUGCCAACAGAAGUGAUGAGCCGAUCGAACUCUGUGGAUCUUAAAACCAAGGCCAAAUGAACUGUUUCUGUUGUGAAGCAGGCCUCCUUGCCCACGGCUCUGGUUUCUUGUGCUGGAUUCAAACCAGAUCCUUGCCUCCAUCUUGAGUCUAGUUACUGCAGACUGGACAGAGUAUGACCCAUUUGCUCUUUACUAAAGGCACUUUUGACACCACUCUGGAUAACUGUAAAACAAGUUCCGUUCAUUGCUUUGGUGGGGCUAAUAAUGGGUGUGUUACAAUGCACUUUUACUUUUCAAAUGACUCAGAAGGAGCAUCGUAGAUCAUUGUGAUGCAUACACUUCAUGCUUUUUCUCAGGAUAUCUAGUGUGUCCUCUUAAAGAAGCAAUGAGACUGACUCUAUCAAGACCAUAGCUAAUGCUUAUGUUCAUCAGUGCAGACAAUAAUUUAUUCUGUAAAUUUUAUUACUUCAUUUUCUGAAUCUUAAAUCUUUGAAUGUAUAAGGCAAUGCAUAUUUAUAGAGAAGAGAAUAUAAAUAAACUAUGAACCAACGGUU